Molecule: messenger RNA, 1224 nt
Organism: Lycium barbarum (goji berry)
Lineage: Eukaryota; Viridiplantae; Streptophyta; Magnoliopsida; Solanales; Solanaceae
Exons: 4
Coding region: 1-1224 (407 amino acids)
Source: RefSeq, a predicted model, not a curated record
AUGCUCUGCAAAUCUGUGCUUGAACCACUUAUUGAGUUGUCUAUAUUUUUCAACAUGCUUGGAGCGAAAUGCUUAAGAGUAGAUGAGCUAGAGCAAAUAGAAGCCCAAAUUCCUAUAACUCUGUGCAAGUUAGAAAAGGUCUUCAUUCCUGCAUUUUUUGAUAUCAUGGUCCACUUGCCAAUUCAUUUAGCAAAUAAAGCUAAGAUUGCGGGACCUAUUCAAUAUCGAUGGAGGUAUCCAGUGGAGCGAUGGCUAUACUUUUUGAAGUCUUUUAUUCGUAAUAGGGCUUGCCCAGAAGGCUCCAUUGCAGAGGGAUAUUUAGCAACUGAAUGUAUGACCUUAUGUUCAAGGUAUUUGCAUACGAAGGAAACAAAAUUUAAUCGCAAUGAACGGAAUUAUGAUGGUGGUGCUAUUAAAUCUGAUGGAGGUUUAGCAGUUUUUUCUCAACCUGGAAAUUUUUUAGGCAGUGUCGACACAGCGGGCGUUCUUGAUUCAUCUGAAUUUGAGCAGGCACAUUUUUAUAUUUUGAAGAACUGUGAUGAAAUUCAACCAUUUCUCGAAGAAUUUUCACAAAUUCCAGUUGAUACGUCUAAAAACAAUUCAGAUAUCGAAUGGAAUAGACAAUUCGUUAGUUGGUUAAAAAUAAAGGUUGACAUGAAUCCAUCAAAAUUUGAGAACUCUGGAAUGGGAUCAACUUUCAAGACUAAUAAGCAUGCAUACAUUCCACCUGGUGCCUUAGCAAGUAGACGAGGGAAAAGGUUAAAACCUUCGGGCUCCGUAAGAGUAAUGGCUGAACAAAAAACUCCAAUUGGCCAAAGUAAAAACUUCAAUGCAUCCAGAUCUUAUCAACAUGAGCCAUCACAGAAUAAUAUCCUUGUACCUCCUAGUUUUGAUCAAAUUGAAGAUGAUGUGUCCCUCUCUACAGAAGUUCAAGUGAUGCAAGAUACUCACACAAAUGAAACAAGUCCUCGUGAAUCUGACAAAGCAAAAAAGGUGAGAGGAAAGAACAUUUGUAAAAAUGUUGCAAGACUCAAACCUGGAGAAAAGUUGAGCGUCACGUUUUACCAGAAUCGAGCUGUUGGGAAGCAUGCUACAUCGUUUGUGAGACACUUGGGUAUUUUAGUUCGUGAUCGUAAUAUGUGCCCAUUGCGGGUACACUCCUGGAAGGACAUCGAAGAAGAUAAGCUAGAACACAUGUGGAAUGCUGUUACUGUAAGAAUUUAG